Morone saxatilis (striped sea-bass) is the source of this 3091-nucleotide messenger RNA. It is a transcript of the gene tfcp2, whose product is annotated as transcription factor CP2. The transcript has 16 exons. Gene Ontology annotation, molecular function: DNA-binding transcription activator activity, RNA polymerase II-specific; RNA polymerase II cis-regulatory region sequence-specific DNA binding. Gene Ontology annotation, cellular component: nucleus. Gene Ontology annotation, biological process: regulation of transcription by RNA polymerase II. NCBI's taxonomy places the organism in Eukaryota, Metazoa, Chordata, Actinopteri, Moronidae. The record is from RefSeq and is a predicted model, not a curated record. Bases 390 to 1880 code for a protein of 496 amino acids.
AAAAGAACAAAUCGGAAAUGACGGCGGCUCCUUUUCCUGACGAAUCCAGAUAAACAAACAAAAGCAAGACAUUAUAUUAUAUAUAUUUAAGAGUCUGAGACAUUUCCGAGGCGCUUCUAUUUACAGAUAUGUCUACCAGGAGCGGUUUAUUCGCCAGUAACUGAGGUAAAGAAGAGCUAUCAUCGCCACUUGCUGAGUUAUCUCGCAGGAGCUUGUUAGUUAGUGAGCUCGACAUGUUUAUUUUAGAGCUGCAGCGACAUGAUGGCAUGACCCUGUCGCAGUGCUGGCGAGUAGCUACACGUUCACUUUAAGAUUUGAAGACUGUGGGGGGAAACAGGUUCAACUUUUAAACCGGAUCUGCACUCCGUUAAGAUCUCCACAUCGUCACCAUGGCGUGGGCCCUGAAGCUGCCCCUCACGGAUGAAGUGAUUGAGUCCGGACUGGUCCAGGACUUCGAUGCCAGUCUCUCGGGCAUUGGUCAGGAGCUUGGUGCGGGGGCAUAUAGCAUGAGCGAUGUACUUGCCCUCCCCAUCUUCAAGCAGGAGGAGUCCAACCUGCCCCCAGACAGCGACAACAAGAUCCUUCCUUUUCAGUAUGUUCUGUGUGCAGCUACCUCGCCUGCUGUUAAACUGCAUGAUGAAACACUCACCUACCUCAACCAAGGCCAGUCCUAUGAAAUUAGAAUGCUUGACAAUCGGAAAAUUGGGGAGCUUCCGGAAAUCACUGGUAAAAUGGUGAAGAGCAUCAUCCGUGUGGUGUUUCAUGACCGACGACUUCAGUACACAGAGCACCAGCAGCUGGAAGGCUGGCGCUGGAACAGGCCGGGAGAUCGCAUCCUCGACCUGGAUAUCCCCAUGUCCGUCGGCAUAAUCGACCCCAGGGCUAACCCUACUCAGCUUAACACUGUGGAGUUCCUUUGGGACCCAUCAAAAAGAACCUCAGUUUUUAUCCAGGUACACUGCAUCAGCACAGAAUUUACUAUGCGCAAGCAUGGAGGAGAGAAGGGUGUGCCUUUCCGCAUCCAGAUCGACACGUUUAAAGAGAAUGAGAAUGAAGAGUACACAGAACACCUCCACUCUGCCUCCUGCCAGGUCAAAGUCUUUAAGCCUAAAGGUGCGGACAGAAAGCAGAAGACCGACAGGGAAAAGAUGGAGAAGAGGGCGCCACAGGAAAAGGAAAAGUACCAGCCAUCCUAUGAAACCACAAUCCUGACAGAGUGCUGUCCCUGGCCUGAGGUCACAUAUGUCAGCAACUCCCCAUCUCCUGGCUUCAACAGCACACACAACAGCUUCCCAGUUGCGGAAGGAAAUGGAUCCCCAAACCACCAGCCUGAGCCCGUCAUUCAGGUAGCAGAUAAUUUGUUACCCACAGCAACACCACAGGAUGCACAACAGUGGCUUUUAAGAAACCGCUUCUCACCCUUCUGUCGACUCUUCACCAACUUCUCAGGGGCCGAUCUGUUGAAGCUGACCAGGGAGGAUGUUAUUCAGAUCUGUGGGCCAGCUGAUGGUAUUAGACUCUUCAACGCAUUGAAGGGACGGGUGGUACGUCCGAGGCUCACCAUUUACGUUUGCCAGGAGUCUCAGCAGACACGGGAUCAGCAAGUGAAACAUGAAAACGGAGAUGCUGCCGCCAACACUUUCUUUGUAUAUCACGCCAUUUACUUGGAGGAGCUUACAUCUGCUGAGCUGACAGAGAAGAUCGCCCAGCUCUUCAACAUUUUACCCAGACAAAUAAAUCAAAUCUUUAAACAGGGUCCCACUGGAAUCCAUGUACUGGUCAGUGAUGAGAUGAUUCAGAACUUCCAGGACGAAGUAUGUUUUGUUUUGGACACAAUGAAAGAUGACUCAAAUGACGGCUACCACAUCAUCUUGAAGUGAAUACUGGGCAGGAGAACCGCGUUGCUCUCUUCGUCUGCCCCGAUCCAGUCAGCCCCUCUAGCGCUUCAUACUCCUCGCUGUUCCUGGAAUAUGUGGAGAUGCCCCAAGGAACCUCUUGAGGCUGCUUGAAGGAAUAUGCGACUGAAGCCCCACUCCUCACUAUACCUUACUGUCUUACGUUCGAGGGAGUGACUGUUACCGCAGCGAAUUAACAGUGUCCUUCUCGCCCUGCCAUUGUCUCCCUUGAAUGGUUGCAUUUUCCUCUGUCGCUUAUAUCUCAUGAAAGAGGUUAGUGGCACUACAGCUGCUAUCACUGUUUGUUUGUUAGCUGAGCAUCUGGUGUGCCAAAGCUUGUUUGCUGUCUCUUUUUAAAAAACCAACAACCAAAAAAGACAAAAAAAAAAACAAAACGAGAAAUGCUUCGUCAGUACUUGACUUUCAGUCUGCGAUGCAAGCAUAGUUUCUCGUCUUCAUGCUAGGUUGCCUUAUGGGAUCCACUUAAGCCAGCCUGCAAGAAACACGGUAUAGCUAACACAAUCACAGAAUCACAUCAAAGAACUACAAGAGGCAUCAGAAUCAGCAAUCAGGACAUCAAGGGAAACUGCUGGAAUCCAGCUGUUCUGCGUAACAUCUGUGAUUCCUUUUGAAAGCUAACAAUGUCCCUGGUUUGAACUUUUCACCUGUCUCCCACACACUGUUUGGUCCUUAUAGUUAGCGUAGAGCGCAUAAUGGCACCCGUGGUUGUUCCUUAUGAAUCUUGAAUGAUGAUUAAACACUGUCUGUUAGUGAUCACAAUGGCAACACCAGCAAACUGUCUCUGGCUCAUGUACUUGCUAUCCCUCUCAACUUUUUAUUUUUUUAUUUUUUAGCUGUUUCAUUGUGUUUUAUCCUUAGCCAUUUCCCAGCAUUAUUUGUAAAUAGAUGAUUAUUUUAAAAAAUGUUUUCAUAAGAAUUGCGUGUUACUUUUUUUUUCUUUUUUAAUCUUUUUAACAUACUUACGUCUCUUCAUUGUUUUUGGAUGUUACCACUUCCAAAUACUAAUACAUGAAAUGUGCUGUUGGGCACACACCAGAGCUGCAUGUGAAACAAUGUGGUUAGUUUAUGUUGAGUCCAUUGUACUGGUUACAUGAAAUUGAUAGCAUGACAUUUUACAUUUUCAUCUUUGACCCCAUCUCAUCAGCGUUAUUAAAAUACCUACCAACGUACUGCCA